This is a messenger RNA of Erpetoichthys calabaricus (reedfish), 1249 nucleotides long. It is a transcript of the gene abraa, whose product is annotated as actin binding Rho activating protein a. Gene Ontology annotation, biological process: positive regulation of transcription by RNA polymerase II; positive regulation of Rho protein signal transduction. The record is from RefSeq and is a predicted model, not a curated record. The coding region runs from base 33 to 1007 and encodes 324 amino acids. Lineage: Eukaryota; Metazoa; Chordata; Cladistia; Polypteriformes; Polypteridae. Gene Ontology annotation, cellular component: sarcomere. Gene Ontology annotation, molecular function: actin binding. The transcript has 2 exons.
GAAGGUCUGCAGUCAGCUCUCAUCAUCAAACCAUGACUAUGGAGCAGCAGCCCCUGAGCAGAGCUGUUCGGAAACUCCGUUGUGCUGGCCUUGUCAGUGGGUUGUCAAAAACCUGGCAGGUGUGGGCCAGUGAACAUUCUCAAAAACAGCUUACCAGCCCAAAGGGUUGGCAUCCUGACAUUAUAGAGGAAAAUGGUAAUGCUGAUUUUAAGAAAGAGUGGAGAGUGGACCAAAGCAUUGAGAGAAAAAGUGGAAGACAGGUCAUCUCAGCUGGAAAAGACAGAGUCAAUGCCCUCAUUGCCAAUGUUGGCAACAAAGUUAGUUCUAAAGAGGGCAGCAAAGGUGAGGGCAUCAGCAACAUGUCUCCAACCAGGAGAAGAUGUCAUUCAAGACAGGCAGCAAGUGCGGUGAAAGCAUGGUGUCAGCAUGAACAAGGAAAGGUAAAGGCCAAGAUGGACUCACGAAGCAGCAGCUUAGACACAGAGGACAGUGGCCUCGGGGACGACACAAGCCAAAGUGAAACAGAUGAAGAGAACAAACUGGAAACAAAGACAGACAGACGGCCCAAGAUCUUGGUGGCCACUAUUAAUGAUUUGAGAAGGACUUGGCAGAAGUGGUCAGAGGAGCACAUUGAGCAACAGAAGCUCAACCCGUUCAGUGAUGAGUUUGAUUACGAGCACUCGAUGGCCGUCCGUCUCGUCAAAGGAGAUGUAGGCUAUGGCCGACCAAAGGAGGGCUCCAGAACUGCAGAGAGAGCCAAGAGAGCUCAGAAGCACAUUCACAAGGAAAUGGAGGAGCUGUGUUUUAUCAUCAGGGACGUGGGGGUCCAGUGCAAGGACGGCUAUAUCCGAGUCACUUUUGGGAGACUCUUUGACAGAUAUGUAACAAUUUCUGAUAAAGUUGUAGGUAUUCUGCUGAGGUGCCGGAAGCAUGGCAUGGUGGCAUUUGAUGGAGAGAUGCUGUGGCAGGGACAGGAUGACAAUGUGGUCAUCACACUGCUGGCAUGAUGCUCAUAUUUCUAAUUUCUCGUACAUUUCCUCAUGAAAAAAUUUUGCUUGUUAUUUAUUCUGUUUUCUCAUGAAGACUUUACUAAGCAUGGUGAGAAUUCAGUAUGAUACUGUAAGUCUCUAGACAACUAAAACGGACUCUUGUAUAUUUAAUUAAUUUAGGUUACGUGUUUUCAUUUAACAGUGAAGUGUGAAAGUGCUGGUAAACUCACUCAUGUUAAAUAAAUAUUAUUUUGUAGCUG